This is a messenger RNA of Dimorphilus gyrociliatus, 1215 nucleotides long. Lineage: Eukaryota; Metazoa; Annelida; Polychaeta; Dinophilidae. The record is from the annotation of a GenBank genome assembly.
ACUGAUUUAAAAAAAAUGACUGCACUUAUCCUUAGAUCUUUUAAUCUACUUUUAAAAAGUAAAACUUUUAAAAAUCUUCGGCUACCGCUAACCAAUGGAAUUUUUAGGAAGAAAUUUUCUUCUCAACCUCACUCAGAGAGAUAUGAACGCUUCUUAAAACUCCUGAAAAAAACAGUUACCAUCUCAUCCAUAGGUCUUGCAUCAUAUGUAGGUUUAAAAGAACUACAAGUAAAUCCAGUAUAUGCUAUAUCGAAUAGAAGUAAUAAUAAUUUUAUAGCUGAGGUUGUCAAGAAAGUAUCCCCUGCGGUUGUUUACAUUGAAAUUCAAAGCCCUCAUCCAUCAGGUAGAAAAAUGAUUCCUGUAUCCAAUGGUUCUGGAUUUAUUGUUGAUCCGUCUGGAGUGAUAUUAACAAACGCCCAUGUCUUAGCUAAUAGACGAACUGUCUUAGUCCGACUACAGGAUGGUAGAUCUUUCGAAGGUGUAGUACAAGCGGUCGAUCGAGUAACAGAUAUGGCUACGAUUAAAAUAAAUGCUUCUAAUUUGCCUAUCUUUCAAUUGGGAGAUAGCUCUCAACUAGAUCCAGGAGAAUGGGUCAUUGCUAUGGGCUCUCCUUUUCAACUAUCAAAUACUGUCACAUUGGGAAUAGUAAGCUCUGCGGGUAGAGGAAGUAAGGAAUUAGGAUUAAGAAAUAGCGAUAUGGAAUAUAUUCAAACAGAUGCAGUUAUUAAUUUUGGCAAUUCAGGCGGCCCUUUGGUCAAUCUCGAUGGGGAAGUUAUAGGAAUUAAUACUAUGAAGGUUACUACUGGAAUUUCCUUCGCUAUUCCUAUCAAUUACGCUAAGCCCUUUUUGAAGAGAGCUAGUAAACUUGAUAAACCUUCUAGUUCAACAUCGCUGUCACCAGUUAAAAAAUAUAUUGGCGUUACAAUGCUUACACUAAAUCCUAGACUAAUAAUGGAGCUAAAGAUACGAGGAGUCAUGGAUGGCCCUUUUCCUGAGGUUGACCAUGGUGUUCUAUUACAUAAGGUGAUAGUUGGAUCCCCAGCCUGGAAAGCAGGUUUAAGGGCAGGAGAUGUUAUUACAAAUGUUAACGACAAGGAUAUUCAAUCAGCCAAGGAUGUUUAUUCGGCCGUCGAAGAAAGUACUAAACUAAAAGUUACUGCUAAGAGACCUAGAGGUGAAACAGUUAUACUGAAUGUUACUCCUGAAAUUCCUUGA